AUGGCGGCUCCUUGCAACGUCGAAGUUCCUAGAAAUUUCCGGCUACUUGAUGAAUAUGAAGAAGGCCAGUCAGGAGGAGGUGAUGGCAUCAGUUGGGGUCUGGAGAAGGAUGAUGAUCUUAGUUUUUCUAAUUGGAUGGCUACUAUAGUAGGCCCACCUAGAACUCCCUAUGAGGGUAGGAUAUAUACUCUGAAGAUAGUGUGUGGUAAAAAAUAUCCAGAAGAAUGUCCAUGUGUCAGAUUUCUUACCAGAAUUAAGCUAAAUGGUGUCAAUGAUUCAAAUGGCCAAGUUGACCGGAAAAAAAUGGAUGUUCUUAAUCGCUGGCAGAAAAACUACACACUCAAACAUUUACUAACUGAAAUAAGGCGAUUGAUGAUGGCGAAGGAGAAUCAGAAGUUAUCACAGCCCCAAGAUGGGACUACCUCAUAUUCUAAUAAUACAUUUUAUAUUCUCAACAUUUUUUUCUUUCUUUCAAGUCAGUCACAAUCCAAAGGUUAUCCCCUUUUCCAAGUCCAUUAUCAUGGAUAUUUAAACUUUAAUAGAAAUAGGCUUUUUAUUUUCUUUUUUUCUCUUCUCCUUUCUCUUCUCCUUUCUCUUCUCCUUUCUCUUCUCCUUUCUCUUCUCCUUUCUCUUCUCCUUUCUCUUCUCCUUUCUCUUCUCCUUUCUCUUCUCCUUUCUCUUCUCCUUUCUCUUCUCCUUUCUCUUCUCCCUCCUCUUCUCUCUUCCCUGACUUAA
Acanthosepion pharaonis is the source of this 735-nucleotide messenger RNA. NCBI's taxonomy places the organism in Eukaryota, Metazoa, Mollusca, Cephalopoda, Sepiida, Sepiidae. The record is from the annotation of a GenBank genome assembly.